Molecule: messenger RNA, 339 nt
Organism: Solanum tuberosum (potato)
Lineage: Eukaryota; Viridiplantae; Streptophyta; Magnoliopsida; Solanales; Solanaceae
Product: protein PXR1-like
Exons: 1
Coding region: 1-339 (112 amino acids)
Source: RefSeq, a predicted model, not a curated record
AUGUCAGGAAUCAUUCACAAGAUAGAAGAGAAACUCCAUAUUGGAGGCCACAAGGAAGGAGAAAAGCACCAUGACCAUAAUAAGCACAAGCAAGAAGAGCACAAAAAUGAACAUGGUCAUAGUGAAGAGCACCAUCACAAGAAGGAUAAGAAAGACAAGAAGGAUAAGAAGGACAAGAAAGACAAGAAGGAUAAGAAGAAAGACAAGAAGCACAAAAAUGAACAUGGUCAUAGUGAAGAGCACCAUCACAAGAAGGAUAAGAAAGACAAGAAGGAUAAGAAGGACAAGAAAGACAAGAAGGAUAAGAAGCAUAACAACAGCAGCAGUGACAGUGAUUAG